Molecule: messenger RNA, 621 nt
Organism: Nannochloropsis gaditana CCMP526
Gene: RP-S16
Product: small subunit ribosomal protein S16
Exons: 2
Coding region: 14-538 (174 amino acids)
Biological process (GO): mitochondrial translation
Cellular component (GO): small ribosomal subunit; ribosome
Molecular function (GO): structural constituent of ribosome
Source: RefSeq, a predicted model, not a curated record
CAGUGAGCUAAUCAUGGUUGUUCGCCUGCGAUUGCAACGCUUUGGCCGGCAUGACCGCCCUUUCUAUCGGAUUGUUGCAGCGGACAGUCGGGCCCCACGAGACGGUCGUUUCAUUGAGCGGCUCGGUUCUUACGACCCCAUUGCAAGCAAAGACGGCGUUAAAGAAGUGAGGUUGCACAGUGAUCGCAUCAAGUACUGGCUUUCUGUGGGAGCCCAACCCUCAGACCGAGUGGCGUGGCUCAUGAGUAAGUACAAUCUGCUGCCCGAGGCGCCGCUGCGACCGAUGACGUUACGUCAUUUACCCAGAAAAGAGAGGAAAGAGGUGGUAGAGGCGAAGAAAGCGGCAGCAGCAGCCGCCCGAGCGAAGUCUCAGGGGGCUGCGCGGCAGAUGCACACAGAGAGUGGGGGCAAAAGAGACGAAGAAAAGGGGGGCGGGCUCGUAGCAGGGCCGGUGGGCAUGUUGACCGGUUGGGCGGUGAUGGCUCGAUUGAGAGACAGCUUAAGUCUACCAUGGGCGAGGAGACGCGAGCACGUGUAGAUACAGUCACGAGGCUAUGGCCGGAGGAGGGCACAGGGAUGGGAGGGGGCUCGCGCGCAUGAAGAAUUAAACAUUCUCAGAGG